This is a messenger RNA of Saccostrea echinata, 414 nucleotides long. RefSeq lists its product as uncharacterized. The transcript has 3 exons. NCBI's taxonomy places the organism in Eukaryota, Metazoa, Mollusca, Bivalvia, Ostreida, Ostreidae. The coding region runs from base 91 to 414 and encodes 107 amino acids. The record is from RefSeq and is a predicted model, not a curated record.
CUCUGACGUCACUCCGAGCGGUGCUGGAAGAAUUACCUGCUGUCAAUAUUAUAAAAGUUCUACGUGCCAAAGUUUUCGUGAAUUAAAAUAAUGGAAAAACUUUUCAUUGGAAUCCUGGGGGUAUUAUGUUGCCUCCGAUUUGGUUCCACAGAUUUUACAGAUGUGGACUGGUGUAAGGAUAAUCCAGAUUUAAACUGCUGGCGAUACGUAGAUAAAAAAUGUGUAGGAUAUUAUGAAGACUGGGCGAGACAAAACUGCCCCUUCCGCUGCGGGUACUGUCCAACUAACCCCCCAUGUGAGGACACCGACACUUCUUGUCAUGCAUACCACGCUGAAGCUUGUUCAGAUGAAAACACCCGGGCUUACAUGAGGGAACAUUGCAGGAAGAGGUGCCAUUUAUGUCAUUGUAAGUAA